Molecule: messenger RNA, 3834 nt
Organism: Coffea eugenioides
Lineage: Eukaryota; Viridiplantae; Streptophyta; Magnoliopsida; Gentianales; Rubiaceae
Product: putative late blight resistance protein homolog R1B-16
Exons: 1
Coding region: 1-3834 (1277 amino acids)
Biological process (GO): defense response to other organism
Molecular function (GO): ADP binding
Source: RefSeq, a predicted model, not a curated record
AUGGAUCGCACUUGUGUUGAUUCUGCCAUUGAACAGCUCUCAAAGCUGUUGACUCUACCCCGCUUGACUUCUACUACAAUGGAGAUUCAAGUAAAGGCUCUUCUGCUGGACUUAAGAUUUGUGAAAAUGUUCUUUUGCUGCUUGACAACCUUCAAGCCCGCUGAUGAUCAAGAAACCAUGAUGGUGGCAUCUAUGGAGCUGACAACAGCUCGAGCUACACUAGAAGCAGCAGGGUGUAAACUGUAUCAAGCUGGAUUCUUUGCAAGCUUUGGACUAGAUAUCCAAGACUGGGAAACUUUGGUGUCUGAUUUGCUUCAAAUUGUUGAGCAUUUGAAGCCAGAAGUCAGAGAGAUUUGUCUUGGUGUUUUAGUUCAUCACUCUUGGAACCCAAACUCGAAGCCCUCUUGCACGAAUGAGGAGAUCCUUGACUUCGUGGAUUCCAUCCUACUGAAUUUGAAGAGACUAUCGUUAAUUGUCAACAACAACAACAACAUGGUCCCUGAUUUGAAGAAGCAGAUGGAAGCCCUUGAAGAGAAGCUAAAGUUCACCAGAGAUUUCCUUGACUUCACCAAAAGAAGAUGUGGGAGAUCAUAUGACAGACUUGAAGAUCUCUUCACAAUAUUUCAAGCUUGGACUAAAAAUGCUGCUUGCUUGUCACUUCUGUAUUGGGUGGAGCUGGACAUCAUGGACCAAAACAUGGCUCAUCAAAUGAAUACUGUGCUCUCUGAUAGCCUACAAGAGAUCAUGCGUUGCACUCCAAGGGUCAUACAGAUGUAUCUUGGGCUCCUUAAAGCUUCAAAGACUUCGCGAGAAGACAUCCUUCCAGUGGGGGAAAUCCUUGCAAGAUUUGUUAGUUUUUUACCCUUGGAAAAUCUCGUGGAUUCUGUGGAGGGUGAUGACAUUGCAAUCUUCCGCACGGGCCUGAUUUUCUUAAUUUCAUUCCUCAUGGAUCUACCAAAGGAGUUACAAAAAGGAGCAGCCAGGAGAAAUGAGUCCUUGAAACUAAUUGAAGUAGCCAGGAAAAAUGCGUUCUUGAAACAAAUUGAAGCAGCCAUUUAUAAGGUGGCAUCUCUAAUUUCCAUGGGAGGAGAUUCUUUUGUUCCUACAUGCCUGGAAAAGAUGCACAAGAUCAUGACUCAGGUCAAAAAGCAUCACUUCCAAAUGCCAAAGUCAUCAGCUUCUAAUUGUCCCAAGACUGACGGAAUGGGAUUUGUUUAUUCCAUCUUGAUAAAUUUGGAGGAAAUCAUGAAAAGCAAUGCCACCAAUUUUUUCCUUUUUGCAAAGCACAUAGUUGGGGCAAUCCACAGGGAACUUCAUGCCCUUUGGCUUUUGCAAAAGGGUAUAACGCAUUUGCAAAAUGGGUAUCAAUACAAAAAGCUAAGAGGUCUUCUGGCACAAACUAUCAAUGUAGCAUACCGAGCAGAACAUGUUGUCAGAUCACGUUCAGUUGUGGAUAGGCCCAUUUGGUAUCAUUUGAUGUGUCUUUCAGACGUACUGGAAGAAAUAAAAAUCAUCAAGACUGCAGUUGGCAAGAUUAGAAGAGAGGUGCAGACAUCCAAGAAGAUAAGUUUUUGUGCUCAGACAAGUAUCAACUGCACACAAUUAUCAUCACGAACUAAUGCUUCAAAUGUUGAUGAAGUUGCUUUUCCCUUCACUGAUGAAGCUGAUGCAAUUAUUAAUCUCCUAAUGAGAGGAUCACUCGGGCUUUCCAUUGUCUCAGUAGUUGGAAUGCCUGGAGUAGGUAAGACAACACUCGCCAAAGCAGCGUACAACAAUCUUUCAGUUAAAAUGCACUUUCAUAAACUAGCGUGGUGCUCUGUUUCUGAUGGUACACAAAGAAGUGGAGACUUGUUACUUGAUAUAUUAAAGUGCACUAAUCCUGCUAAGACUGACGAAGAUUUAGCUCUUGAAGUCAGGAGAAGUUUACUGAAAGAGAGGUACCUCAUUGUUUUAGAUGAUAUUUGGGAGAUUGGAGCUUGGGAUGCUAUAAAACUGUCACUUCCAAACGAUAAAAAUGGGAGUAGAAUUCUGCUGACGAGUCAAAAUCACAACCUGGGUUUGCAAACUGGACUUCCUCAUAAUGUUUAUCCUCUUUCUGUACUCAAUGAUGAAAGAAGCUGGAAACUUUUGGAAAAGAUGCUAUUCCACAACCAUGGCUGCCCUCCACAUCUAUUAGGUGUCGGUCAGAAAAUUGCAAGUAAUUGUAAAGGACUACCUUUGGCGCUCGCUGCAAGUGCAGUUCUUCUUCGAAGGGAAGAGCAGAAUCUUGAUCAAUGGGGACGAAUUGAAGAAAGUUCAAAUCCAGGCAUUGCCGGCAAAGGUUUCAUGGACAUUCUAGAGCUAAGCUACAACCGCUUACCCGACCAUUUGAAACCUUGUUUUCUUUAUUUUGGCUCCUUGCAAGCUGGUAAAGAAGUUAGUGGCCAAAAGCUGAUUUUACUAUGGAUUGCAGAAGGAUUCAUACAGAAGGCGGCAAUUGGGAGUAUUGGGAGCUUAGAAGUUCUGGGAAUGGACUACUUGAUAGAGCUAAUUGAUCAUAGCCUGGUAGAUGUCACUAAAAGAAGUUCGGAUGGUGGAAUAAAAGCAUGUCGUGUUAAUGAGCUCUUGCAUAGCUUUUGCGUGGAAAAGGCUCAAGAAGAAAACUUUUUGCACGUUGAUUGGUCAGAUCGGUCUGAUCUUUCUCAUGGCUCAUCAACUCGAACAAUGCAUUACCCUUAUCGGUUGUGCAUUCGAUCUAAAUGGGAAACUUUUAUGCAGCCGAAACCUAUUGGUAGACAUCUCUACUCUCUACUUGCCUGUUCCAAAAUUAGUAGGCAUCAAUCCUAUUUAAGAUCUGUUGCCUUUGAGCAUUUUCAUAGCUUUAAACUUCUUUACAUCUUGAAUUUGGAGGGCAUCUACUUGGAUAUUUCUUUUCCUCAAGAAAUCAUGUCAAUAGUUCAUUUGAGACACUUAGCAAUCCGAGGUAGUUUUACAAGGAUCCCAUCAUCCAUAGCCAAUCUUUGGAACCUAAGAAGUCUUGUUGUGAAAGGAGGACGAUCCUUGAUUUCUUUACCAGAAGCCAUUUUGAAGAUGAAAAGUUUAAAACAUGUGAAAAUAAGUGAAAAGGCUGUUAUCUCUUUGGGUGACCAUGAGCUUGAGGAUUCUUCUCUGCAAGUUAAUUACAUCAAGACUUUUUCCACGCUAGCUCUUCAUCAUGUAGCAGAUUCUGAGAAUCUGUUAAGAAAGUUAACUGGACUUCAGAAGCUCAGAUGUGUUGUUUCAGGAUCACAACUGUAUAGUAAUAACAAAGUUCAGUUUCCAGCAUUUGCCUACCUAAAAGAUCUCCAGUCACUAACAUUGUCUACGCUUGAUUAUGAAGGUCUAGUUUCUUGCAGUUGGUUGCACAAUCAGUUUCAGACAUUUAACUUCCCCUCAACUCUCAAGAAACUGACCUUGUAUAGAUUGGGACUACCGUGGAGAGGAAUAUCAAUGAUAAUGCAGCUCGAGAAUCUCGAGGUUCUGAAAUUACGCGAACAAGCUUUUAUGGGGAAUAGAUGGCACAUGAAACUGGGAAAGGAGGAAUUUCGCAACCUCAAAUUCCUAGAACUGUCAAAUUUAGACAUCCGACAAUGGCGUGGCAACGACAUUGAUCCCUUCCCAUGCCUUGAAGGACUAGUUGUGCGAGAUUGUCACAGACUUUUGGAGGUUCCCCUUUGUUUGGGAAGAACUGCUACCCUGCAGAUGAUUGAGUUGCGUCAAUGCAGCGAUAGUGUCAAAAAAUUAGCCAAAGAUAUUCUAGAAGAACAGGGAAAUUGGGGCAACAAUGAACUUAAACUUCUCAUCUUAGACUCUUAG